Molecule: messenger RNA, 3189 nt
Organism: Acanthaster planci (crown-of-thorns starfish)
Lineage: Eukaryota; Metazoa; Echinodermata; Asteroidea; Valvatida; Acanthasteridae
Biological process (GO): GPI anchor biosynthetic process
Cellular component (GO): endoplasmic reticulum
Molecular function (GO): catalytic activity
Source: RefSeq, a predicted model, not a curated record
UUAAAAAAUCUAAUUGGUGGUUGGGCGCUGGGACUGGCGUAGCCCCAGACUGGAUCGGGCAGGACUCGCGGUGAAAACCACCUCGACCAACCGCUGAUGGCGCUGUGCUUAAAACACGGAUGUGUAGCCUGGAGCCAACGUCUGCACGCACGCACAUGGACCGAGCCUGCCUCCAUGCACGUGUGCGCUUGUCAUGGAUGUCGUCCGUCACUGUCCGUCAUGAAAAAAAGGAACUGUGCCGUAAUUCUGUCAAAGAAAGUCUUCAGUUGGAUACUGAGCAUAUUCAUCAUUUGUUGUGGUUCGUUUAAUUUUUUCCUCCAGCCUGUCAUGGCGUCAGAUAAACCUGAAAACAGAGCAGGUCCUGUGAUGUUAAUGGACCAAUCAGGGAGUGCCUACGGUGGAAUCCUGAAAGAUUUCUCCCCCAGCUUGAAUAUUAACGAUUCUGAUGUCGCCAAAGUGAUUAAGUUUGCAGUGCAGCACAUUGAAGAGAACUACCCUGCUGCAGUCCCCAAGGAUCCUGGAGGAAAAUCCACGGAGCCAUUGGUGUCAGAUCUCAAAAAGUUGAUACUGCAGGGAACCAAAGAUGGCAAAGCCCAGCACUAUUUGGUGGAGAGCACUUUUGUCAGUGUCAAAAAACAGCAGUUUCAGCGCAGGAAAGCCAUCUAUGGCUUGACGUACUCUUUUGGCUUAACCUGGAGCAAUGCCGCCAGUCCACUCAGACACAACAUGGUUGUCUCACUAGACAGGGAAAGAAAUAUGUUUCUGUUUGAACACACUUUUUCCACCGAUAGCAGUCCUGCCUCAGAAAGCGAAUCUGAUCUCUCGGCCACAUCAACCAAGGAGCUGCCCACCGGCAGCCAAUCAGAAUGCCUACAAGAUUCCGACAGUACAGCCGCUGACCAAUCACAGUGCAGGUCAGGCACUCAGGACCUCUGGAGUUCGAAAAGGAGAACUGAGGCAGAAGAAAUUGAAGAUAUUACUCAGUCCAGUGGACAAAACCUGAGCAUCAUCACCCAAAAUAUAUGGAACUUCAACGGCAUUUAUGGGAGCAGUAUUUCUGCGGAUAACGUCGGGGCCUACACUCAGAGGGUUACGCGGUUAGGAAGACUUGUAGCUGACACAAAGGCUGAUAUUAUCGGGUUUCAAGAAGUAAGGUUUGAAGUGAACAAGGGUGGCCGCCUCGGACCUUGCCAAGUGCAACAACUUGCAAAACAUUUGCCUCAAUACCAGUUUGUGUACCAGCCGGCUAUCAACUAUGUUCCAAACAGCCUUGACCGGUCCGAGGAAGGCCUGGCCAUCUUCUCACGGUAUCCCAUCCUGUCGCAUGACUACAUCCUCCUUAGUCGAGAUAUGAACGAUGAGGAGGACCAACAGCACCAGCGGAUCUGCCUCCACGCUGAGAUUAAGACGCCCUCUGUUGGCAGAGUUCACAUUUUUGUGACUCACCUAUCCCUGAGCGAGGCGGCGAGAGAGAGGAGUGUGCUGGAGAUCUGGAAUCACAUGAACAGGUUCCCUGGACCUGCCGUGCUCAUUGGUGACCUGAAUGCGCACCCCCGGAGUAGAAUCAUAAGGUUUCUGCAAGGCGAGCAGGAGAUCGGUGGCGUCAAGACAGAGGGACUGCAAGACGCGUGGCUGUUGAAGAACAAGGAACCCAGGGUUGGCAGAGGGUCUUAUGCAAAGGGGGAGGCUCGAGACCCAGGACUGACAUUCAGCGCGCUGAACGAACAUCUCAGUGAGAGGAUUGAUUACAUAUUUGUGAGGCUCCCCGGCGACACGAAACUGGCCGACAUCUCACUGGUCGACGACGGAGACAGAGGACCAGUAGCGGCAUCCGACCAUCUGGGUUUGAAAGCAACGAUAGCUAGGUCCUGAAUCUUGGACGUCGGAAAUGAAGCAUGCAGUCAAAACUUCGCAGUCCAUGGAGUUGUUCAAGCUCAUCUCAUCUCAUUGCAGGGAUCUCACGAAGGCAGUGAUCUCAGGGUGCCACACGUGUGAAAACAAGGACUGGCGAUCACAGGAAUUUCAUACAAAUACCCGACUCUGAGGUGACGCCUUGUCAGUGCCGGUGAAGUAGAUGGAAUUUUCAAAUUUGGCUGGCUGGGGAAGAAGUACUGUAACACCGCACCCACAGAUUUUGCAUCUGCAUUGGCCGAGGGCCAGUUGAAUGGCAUUGGCUAGUUUUGCUACCCUGCAGUGUCUGCCAGGGUCCCAAACUGCUGCACCCUUAUGAAACCAAGCACUGCACCUGCAGCAAUAAAAGUACUACACACACCACAACUGAUUCUGUCGCAAAUCCACAAGGGUUUCCCAAGUGCUGCCUCAACCAAGCUGGGCAUAAACAUUUUGCAGAGAGGUAGUUUGGGAAAGUGCUUUUAAACAUUCCACAAAUUUCACCCUUGAAACGAAGUUGAUUGAACUGCAUGAAUAAAUCGGUUGCUGCUCACAUGAUCUAACAGAAACUGUAGGAGAGAGAUUUGAAAACAAAACUUUUUAUUUGGUGGUGUGGUAAAGCUAGCCUACCUCAGCGAUCCACGGAGCAUUCUAUUUCAAUAAACAAACGCUCCACCGAUCAUCUCGGGAAGCUCGUUUUACUUUACCACCUGCACUCAGCACAAUCAAUGUAUACAAUGUACUACAGGCUUGGGUUUAAAAUAAGAUAUUCCUAUCAUAUGUACAGAUGUGCCUUCAACUUCAAUUCAAGUCUAGUUUUAUACUUUUCUAUUGAUAUUUAUCAGGCCUUUCCCAAAUGUACAUAGUAACAAAUGCACACAGUACUAACAAAAAAGCAAAGUUGAUGGAGUAUGGAGGGCCAAGUAGAGCAAGAGUUAACUUAUUAAUAAUGGCCGCGAAGCGGUGAGAUUAAUCAGGGAAAAGAGAUUCAGAUUCAGCGCAUACGUGUCUAUAAGCACUUUUGAACUUGCCUCCCGUUAGUGCACAAGAUGGAGUUACUUUUCUAUUUUUUUUUCAAUUUGACACAUCCUGUAAAGUGCUCUUGCAUGUACCUGUAAGUAUGUCACUUCUAGGGAGCAAAAUAAAUCUUUCACGGCUCACGCAUUGAGGCAGUGCAAUACAUGUAUCAUCUGCAAUAGUGUGACCAACUCCGAUCGAACGCACGUUAGUCGACGAUGGUCGGAUCAGUCCAGUCAGCUAUUCGCGACCAGCCUAUUGAGGUCGGUCGCGUCGUUGGUU